GAAUUAUCAACAGCCCCCCACCGGCCACCACCCAUCUUCUUCUUCUCUCUCUUCUUUCUCUUUCUCUCUCUACGUUCCAGCUCUGACCCUGACACCAACAUCUCUGCAACUUCUCUGCCGAGCUCGUCUUGUCUUUCUCUCUCGGAUUUGUUCGUCUUCCCCGCGAAAAGCUCUUCCCCUUUCGAUUCUCUCUCUGACAAUUUCCGCUUUUUCUCUCUCUCUAACCCACCCCGACCCACCGUUUCUCUCUCUACCUUGACUCCCAUCGAUCAUGCUUCAGAGCUCGCUAGUCCCUCAAUCCCCCGUCACUUCUUCGACCCCAAACCUCCUCCGCCCCUCCUCCAUGAAGACGAAGCGCGACAGAGAACUCCCCGGCGCCGAUUCUCCCUCUUCCGCGGAGGACCAGCCCUCCUCCAAGCGACCCAACUUCUCGGGCGGGGACGAAGCCACCAUCUCCGGCGAGAAGGCCACCGAGGAGACCGAUCAGGAGCAGGAGCCGCCGGUCGACGAGGGCGAGUGCAACGGGCUGAGGCUCCUCGGGCUCCUCCUCCAGUGCGCCGAGUGCGUCGCCAUGGACAACCUCGACGACGCCAACGACCUGCUCCCGGAGAUCUCCGUCCUCUCGUCGCCGUUCGGGUCCUCGCCGGAGCGGGUCGCGGCAUACUUCGCCCACGCGCUGCAGGCGCGCGUGGUCAGCUCGUGCCUCGGAUCCUACGCGCCGCUGGCCGCCCGGGAGCUGACCCUCGCCCAGUCGCAGCGGAUCUUCCACGCGCUCCAGUCGUACAACUCCAUCUCGCCGCUCGUGAAGUUCUCUCACUUCACCGCGAACCAAGCCAUCUUCCAGGCCCUGGACGGCGAGGAUCGCGUCCACGUCAUCGACCUCGACAUAAUGCAGGGCCUCCAGUGGCCCGGAUUGUUCCACAUCCUCGCCUCUCGGACCCGGAAGAUCCGGUCCAUACGGAUCACCGGGUUCGGGACCUGCUCCGAGCUGCUUGACUCCACGGGGCGCCGGCUCGCCGACUUUGCGAGCUCGCUCGGCCUGCCCUUCGAGUUCAACCCGGUCGAGGGCAAGAUCGGGAGCCUGACCGACCCGGGCCGGCUCGCGGUCCGGCCGGGGGAGGCCGUGGUGGUGCACUGGAUGCACCACUGCCUCUACGACAUCACCGGCAGCGACCUCGCGACGCUGCGGCUGCUGACGCUGCUGCGGCCGAAGCUGAUCACGACCGUCGAGCAGGACCUCAGCCACGGCGGCAACUUCCUCGGGCGGUUCGUGGAGGCGCUGCACUACUACAGCGCGCUGUUCGACGCGCUCGGCGACGGGCUGGGCGGCGACAGCGUGGAGCGGCACGUGGUGGAGCAGCAGCUGCUGGGGUGCGAGAUCCGGAACAUCGUGGCGGUCGGCGGGCCGAAGCGGACCGGGGAGGUGAAGGUGGAGCGGUGGGGGGAGGAGCUGAGGCGGGUCGGGUUCCGGCCCGUGUCGCUGGCAGGCAACCCGGCGGCGCAGGCCGGGCUGCUGCUCGGGAUGUUCCCGUGGAAGGGCUACACGCUGGUGGAGGAGGGCGGGUGCUUGAAGCUGGGUUGGAAGGACCUGUCGCUGUUGACUGCGUCCGCGUGGCAGCCGUCGGAUUGAUCUUAUCCUUUUUCGCCCCCUCAAGAUCGGACGGCCGCGAAGAAGUCUGUGGGUAAUGCUGGAAUACGGCAUAUGCGUUCGUUUAAGUAAUGAGCGAGUGUCCGGAUUCCGUCGAUUUUCGACCCUUUGAUCGGUGAUACGGGCAUCGGCGCAUGGACGCGAUCGUACGUCGAAAGCACCUGAUAAAAUUCCUCGGAAGACUCGAAUGGUAAGCGGAAUAGCGUUUUGGACAGGGGGGAUUCCGAAGCCAAGGCAAUCUUCUUGUUCACUUUUGUUGUUGUAAUUCUUUGGAGGGAUUAAUUGGCAACUUGUAUUUAUUUGUCGGAACAACAAAAAAAAAAAACCAAUUUUGUGAAAAAC
Rhodamnia argentea is the source of this 1990-nucleotide messenger RNA. RefSeq names its product scarecrow-like protein 23. Gene Ontology annotation, cellular component: nucleus. Gene Ontology annotation, biological process: regulation of DNA-templated transcription; bundle sheath cell fate specification; leaf development. The record is from RefSeq and is a predicted model, not a curated record. NCBI's taxonomy places the organism in Eukaryota, Viridiplantae, Streptophyta, Magnoliopsida, Myrtales, Myrtaceae. The transcript has a single exon. The coding region runs from base 272 to 1630 and encodes 452 amino acids. Gene Ontology annotation, molecular function: DNA-binding transcription factor activity; sequence-specific DNA binding.